Molecule: messenger RNA, 1527 nt
Organism: Phytomonas sp. EM1
Lineage: Eukaryota; Euglenozoa; Kinetoplastea; Trypanosomatida; Trypanosomatidae
Source: the annotation of a GenBank genome assembly
AUGGCGAUGACGCUGCGCACCGCCGCCGUCCUCGCGCGCGGCGGGUUCGUCGAUUUGUUCAACACGAGCGUCGGGAUGCCCGAGGCCGGGGUGCCGACGAUGGCCGGAUUCGUCCCGCAGGCCGCGUUCGCGCGCGCGAGUGGGGUCUUAAAAGAGUCGUUUCGCCAAAGCGAUCCGCCGAUUUCGAUCCCGGUCGUCGCGACGCAUCGGAUCCACUCCUUGGCGGUCGCGGCGAAAUUGGUCGAGGCGGGGGUGUGCGAUCUCGUCGGCCUCGCGCGGCCCCUCCUCGCCGACGCCGGGUUCAUCGCGAAGGCGCAAAGAGGCGAGGUCGAUCGCAUCAUCCCCUGCAUCGCAUGUAACCACUGCGUGAAUCGGCUGUACAAACACCAACGCGUCGGAUGCGCGGUGAAUCCGAUCUCCGGAUGGGAGCUCGAGCGAGGAAACGAGGGCGUGGGGGAAGGAAGCGACGGCGUGGAAGCGGGGAAACCCGGUGAGGAGAAUCAAACGACCAACGGGCAAACGCGAAAGGAGCUCGUCGUGAUGCGGCGAAAGGCGAUCGCGGUGGUCGGGGCGGGGGCGGCGGGGGUUUCCUGCGCCCUCACCCUCGCCCGCCGAGGGCAUGACGUCACCCUCUUCGAGCGCGCGCCCGUCAUCGGCGGGCAGCUCCACCUCGCCAAGCAAGUCCCCGGCAAGGCCGCCUACAACGAUAUCCUCGUGUACUGGACAAAGGAACUCCAGAAAUCGACGAUUAACGUCCGACUCGAGACGGAGUUCACCCGCGAGGAGGUCGCGCGCAAUCACAACUUCUUCCACGCCAUCGUCCUCGCUAACGGGUCGAUCCCGCGGCCGAUCACCUCCCACGUCUUCCCGGGUGCCAGCGAAAGCGGCAUCGUCGUGCCCUUCUCGAAAAUUCUCGACGGGAGCGUCCGCGCGGGGCGGCGGGUCGCGAUUCUCGGCAACGGCGCGAUCUCCCACGACGUCGCGUCGUUUCUUCUCCACGAUCCCCGCGUCGCACGGCGCGUGGAGCUGUUUCUGCACGAAUGGGGCGUCAAUCUUGAAGAGGGCACAAUCCUCCCGCCGGAUCAUGCAAGAGAUCGCGCACCACGAAAUAAUCGCGAUGUGAUUCUUUUUAAUAAACCCGAUAAGGACGCCGAUCUCUCGUGGGGAACGGGGUGGGCGCAGAAGUUGUGGAUUCGAAACCACGGCGGGACGAUUUUGAAUCACGCGUUGAUUGAGAUGAUCGACCCGCACGGGAUUCACAUCUCUACCCUCCCGCCCGAUAACCGGAAGUUUUAUGUCGAAUGCGAUACGAUCGUGUGGUGUAACGGGAUGCUUCCGAACUUUUCCGUCGGAACGUGGAUUUAUGAAUGGAUGAAGGAUGGCGCGCGGAAACGUGGGGAGAUGAUCGGGGAUUUUAGCAUCUACUCGGCAGGAUCCUGUCGGGAUAGCUAUACGGGCGACGGCCACGGCGAGCAGGAUCUAAUGCAGGCUGUUCAUGAGGGCUACGAAAUCGGAUCGAAGAUUUAG